AUGUGGGUGACUGAGCGACUGCACUGGCGGAUUGGCAUUGCGACGGAUUGCGACGUCAUGUUCAAAACUGGACUUACAAUAGAGCGGAUGAUGUCCCCUGAAUGGGAGCAUGAGGGACAUUGCACAGCUGCCGUUGUCCAGGUCGAGGAGGCACAGAACCAGAUUCUGGACGUGGUAAAGGGGGUGGGGGGCCGAGGUCAGGCAGGACUUGAUGACCUUCAACUGCAACGUUUCGAGGAGGCCGUUCAGGUCCUUGAGGCCAGUAGGGGCAUUGAGGCCCCAACUGCAGACUCAUCGCUGAUCGGUCGCUGGCGGCUCCUCUUCACGACGACCCCCGGCACUGAGUCGCCCGUGCAGCGCACAUUUACUGGCGUGGACGCCUUCCAGGUCUUCCAGGACAUCGUGCAGGGAGACGAUGGCAUAGGCGUCCGGAAUGUUGUCAAAUUUGGGGAGAAGAUUGGGGCCCUGCGAGUGGAGGCAGCCUCCAGCACUGACUCACAGCCUAUUCCUGGUUUCGUGCCCAGGCAGGGGGAGGGCAUUCCCCUCCUUGGCAAGAGCAUUACUGACAAGCCAGCUGAAAGGAAGGACAUGAGGAUUGACUUCCAAUUUGACCGUGCUGGGUUCAAGUUUCGAUGGCCCGUGUCUUUGUCGAUCCCAUACCCUGUGCCGUUCAGAAUCUUGGGUGAUGAACGCAAGGGCUGGCUGGAUGUCACAUACCUGUCUCCUGAUGGGACGCUGAGAUUGUGUCGAGGCAACAAGGGUACCCUUUUCGUUCUCACAAAGGUGGACAGGUCGGCCAAGGAGGCACUGCUAGAUGCCAUCAACGAAGGGGCGCGUGAUGACGAAGUAUUGAAGCUCAUCAACGAGUUGGCAAAGGAAAAUCCGACUCCAGCAGCUGCAAGGAGCCCCUUAGCGGAAGGCAAGUGGAUCACUAUCUUUAACAAGCAGGAAGAGGACGCCAACCCACUGGCCCGCCUGUCGGGAGUGUUGUCCCAAUACCAAGAGGUGGGUGCCGCCGCCGGCCCUGGCGGCUUGGACAAUGUUGUGAUAUUUGUGCCGCUUCUGCUGUCGCUGCGUGCAAAGGGCCGGUGCAGAGUGGCGGGGGACGAGCGAUGCGUGGUGAACAUCGAUUCGAUCGUCGUGGAGAUCCCAGGCAAAGAGUUCAAUGUGGACAUUCCCAACGACGGCUCCGGCUUUGUGGACUACCUGUACCUGGACGAAGACCUCAGGAUCGUCAAGGGCAACAGGGGUGGCUACUACGUGGGUGUCAAGGAAGCGCCUCGGAAAGGGUUCCUUCCAUGGUGA
Messenger RNA from Ostreobium quekettii, 1305 nucleotides. The record is from the annotation of a GenBank genome assembly. NCBI's taxonomy places the organism in Eukaryota, Viridiplantae, Chlorophyta, Ulvophyceae, Bryopsidales, Ostreobiaceae.